Molecule: messenger RNA, 2936 nt
Organism: Limanda limanda (common dab)
Lineage: Eukaryota; Metazoa; Chordata; Actinopteri; Pleuronectiformes; Pleuronectidae
Gene: pcsk9
Product: proprotein convertase subtilisin/kexin type 9
Exons: 12
Coding region: 190-2205 (671 amino acids)
Biological process (GO): proteolysis
Molecular function (GO): serine-type endopeptidase activity
Source: RefSeq, a predicted model, not a curated record
UUCCAUGUUCUUUUUCUUCCUAAACAUCAGAGCAGAUGCUGGAGGGUUUUACUGGCCGGGAGACACAGAGGACACGCCGGGGCAUCAAACAUCUGGACACAUCAGUCUGAAAUUAAAAGCUCUCAUUUGGGGAAAUUGUUGGAUUUAAUAGUUUCCCCCUGAUCGUUUUUCUGUGGAGGUGUGAGGAACAUGCGGCGCACCUCCGCCUGGACGAGGAUUGGCUGGGCGCUCUGUUUGUGCGCAUCUUUGGCCGUGAGCGCACCGGACCUCACCGAGGACGAUGAGCUGGUCCUGGAUCUGUCUCACCCUGGACCCGGACCCCCCGCCGAGCCCCCCGCCGAGCCCCCUGCCGAGCUGCUCAGGUGCAACAAGGCAGCAUGGCGCAUACCUGGUCAGUACCUGGUCAUGCUGCGUUCAGGGACGCACGAGUCUCAGCUCCAGAGGACCAUCAGGAGGCUGAUAGCCAAAGCGUCCAGGACAGGUCACCUGCUGGAGAUCCUGCAGACCUUCUCUGGAGCUCUGCACGGCUUCCUGGUCAAGAUGAGCAGUGACGUCCUUCCCCUGGCUGUGAAGCUCCCCCAUGUCCACUACAUCGAGGAGGAUUCCUCUAUCUUUGCUCAGAGUGCCCCCUGGAACCUUCAGAGGUUACUGCGGCCGUAUGGUUUCACCUCGGAAAACGGAACAUAUCGACCUCCCAAUGAUGGAGGGAAGGCGGAGGUGUAUCUGAUGGAUGGUCGUGUUCAGAGUUCUCACCGAGAGGUUCAGGGACGAGUGCUCAUCACAGACUUCAACAACGUCCCUGAGGAGGACGGAGUCAGAGUUCAUAGACAGGCCAGUCAGUGUGACAUCCACGGCACACACAUAGCCGGGGUUGUGAGUGGGUUGGAUUCGGGUGUUGCUCGAGGCGCUGGUAUCAAGCUGGUCCGUGUGCUCAACUGUCAAGGGAAGGGGACGGUAUCAGGAGCUCUGGCAGGUCUGGAGUACAUCCGAGCUACUUUACUGACCCGUCCGGCGGAGGCAGUGGUCGUCCUGCUGCCUUUCAUCGCUGGCUUCAGUCGUUCAUUAAACGCGGCCUGUCGGGACAUGGUGGCUAGCGGUGCUGUGGUGGUCGCUGCUGCAGGCAAUUACAGAGAUGACGCCUGCCUCUACUCGCCUGCUUCAGAGCCUGAGGUCAUCACAGUCGGGGCAGUCAAUGCAGCGGACCAGCUCAUGUCACAGGGAGCAGGUGGCACUAACUUCGGCCGCUGCGUUGACUUGUUUGCACCCGGCGAUGACAUCGUUAGUGCUAGCAGCGACUGCAGUACCUGCUUUACCACCAGAGGGGGCACAUCCCAAGCUGCUGCUCACACUGCAGGUGUAGCAGCAGUGAUCCUUUCGUCGAAUCAGAACCUGUCCCCGGUGCAGGUCCUGCACACGAUGCUGAGUUACUCCGUCAGCAACACGAUCAACCUCCUCCCUCUGUCUGACUCACAUCGUCUCACUACUCCGAACCUGGUAGCAGCCAUGCCUCCCACCAGCAGCACAACAAAUGGGGAGCUUCUGUGUCGGUCCGUGUGGUCAGAGAGGUCAGGGGUCGCGAGCACCGACAGGGCUGUGAGUCGCUGUCGUCAUGGCGAGGAGAUGAUGGGAUGCAGCAGCUACGCUCCUGACGGUGUCCGUGUCGGAGAAACCAUCGCUAUGCACAGCGAGCAGAUGGAGUGUGUUGCCGACAAUGGUGCGAGGGGCAACGGUGUGUACGCUGUGGCCCGUUGUUGUGCGAUAGGUGGUCUGCGGUGCCAGGCCCACGCGAGUCCUGAGCCCGGCAAAGAUGCUGAGUGUGUCGACCCACAGCACCACCUGACAGGUUGUUCUUCUUGGUCCCCUGCUGAGCUCUCGUCUAAUUCCCGUCCACAUCUCAGCGAUGGGAAGCGCUGCGUUGGUAAAGCCGGGGUAACGGCACACGCCGUGUGCUGCCACGCUCCGUCCCUGGAGUGCCACCUGUUGGAGAACAUAUCAGCUGAUAAAGACCACGUCCAGGUGUCCUGUCCCACCGGUUGGACUCUGACGGACUGUAGCGCCGUCUCUCAGGCCUCUGCUGUCUUGGGGCCUGUUGCUAAGGGCAACAGUUGCAGUAUCCGCGGUGCAACAGCAGCUGACGGGGUAGCAGCCGUUGCCGUCUGCUGUCGCAUAAGAGCGACAGAGGGGGCAGCACCAGCGCCACAAUGACCCGACCCCACUCCUCUGUGAUGUCUUACACCUUGAAAACAGCUUAGCUUUAUCUCUAGUAGUCUUGAUGUCUUUAUCGCUCAUCAGCUGUGAUGUCAUUUAGACCCAUGAACACACCUUCACACUUACGUGACUGAUAAAACUCCAGUGAAAGUCAUGAGCUGUGUCUCAAUUCAAAGGCUGCAUCCUUCAGUGGCUGCAUGUGAAGACCGAUUGCCUCACAGCAGCGCCACUAGACUGUUCCAUUUCGAAGUCCCUUUACAUGCAGCCGACAAAUGUUAUUUUCAAUUGCCGAGAGAUGAAGGCUCCAACGGGUGGAUCCUUCCCGGUACAAACCUAUCCCAGGAUUCAUAGCAGUUCAGUGACAAAUGCUGUUUCAGAGGUAUUGAUGCUGGCAAAUCAACUCAACUGAACAACUAAUGGUGCAAAUGUUAGGGGGAAAAAAAUCAAAGGGCAUAUACAUAUUUUUUUGGGGCUUGGGCUAGAGAUGCAGAUCAUCUCAUUUCAGUUCAGCCUUCACAUUCUACACAGCCCACAAAGGAGGAGGUCUUCAUGAGCCGGGACGACUGCAUGCUCCGAAAGAUGCAGCCUCUGAAUUGAGACACAACUCAGUGUGUGUUUGAGCUAUAGGAUUAGAACAAAUAUUUACCAUAUACCAUACAUAGUUUGUAAAAUUCAACCAAAUAUUUUUGUAUCUUUUUACAAAACAAAAUAAAGAGCUUUUGAGUGUU